AAACGCGCCUGCCAGCGCAGCGGCGCGAGCUUUUAAAAGUGCCGGAAGCAAGGGCAGCCGACUUCCGGCCGUUGGACAGAGCAUCAGGAAUGGCUACCAAGCGGCUGGCGCGGCAGCUUGGAUUAAUCAGGAGAAAAUCAGUUUCACCCGCAAGCGGGAAUCCAGGAGGAAGCCGACUCAAACAGCUGUAUGACUACUUAAUUGUCAUUGAUUUUGAGUCUACAUGCUGGAAAGAUGGAAAACACCACAAUAGCCCUGAAAUAAUUGAAUUUCCGGCAGUUUUGUUGAGUACAGCAACUGGAGAGAUUGAAUCUGAGUUCCAUGCUUAUGUUCAGCCUCAAGAACAUCCAGUUCUUUCUGAGUUUUGCACAGAACUGACAGGAAUAAAGCAGGUUCAAGUUGAUGAAGGAGUUCCUCUGAAGAUUUGCUUAUCUCAGUUCUGUAAAUGGAUUCAUAAGAUUCAGCAGCAGAAGAAAAUCAUUUUGGCUACUGGGGAUUCAGAGCCUUCUACUGAAGUAAAAUUGUGUGCUUUUCUUACUUGGUCAGACUGGGACUUGGGUGUUUGCUUAGAGUAUGAAUGUAGAAGAAAGCAGUUGCUAAAACCUGUGUUCCUAAAUUCUUGGAUUGAUCUCAGAGCAACUUAUAAGCUUUUUUAUAAGAGAAAACCCAAAGGACUAAGUGGCGCCUUGCAGGAAGUGGGAAUAGAAUUUUCAGGACGAGAACAUUCUGGCUUAGAUGAUUCUAGGAACACUGCUCUUCUUGCUUGGAAAAUGAUCAGGGAUGGUUGCCUAAUGAAAAUUACUAGGUCCUUGAACAAGGUUCUCACUAAGAAGAAUCCCAAGAUUUUGGUAAAAAAUUUGAGUACAGAUCAAGUUGAAGAAACAUCUACUUACAACAUUAGCAUCGAGGGUCCCAGCAUAUAUCAAAAGGAGUCUAAAAGUACAGUAAAUACCCAGGAAAAUGCUCAAAUGAAUUUAGCUUCUGUGAAUUCCUCUAUAAAGGACCAGUUACAACCAAAGACCAAUACUAAAGCGGAUCGUCACAACAUUAAACGAUGUUUUCCUCUUUUUACUACUAAGCCGUCAACCUCCAUGGAACAAUUAUGUUCUCCCACCUUGAAUCCACCUCUCUCUAUGCAGAAACAGAGAAAAAAUACACAGCUUGUAUUGAAUGACAAAUCAAAGUCCUCAGCACUUAACUCCAACUUGGUACUUGUAUCUACAACCAUUCCAUCUGUUAAUGUUGUUUCUGAUGGAGGAGUGGGUUGUACUUUUGACUGUUUGCCUAUGUUGGCUGAGUGGGAAGAUGUAGUUUUACUGCCAUCAUCUCAGGCUGAAAAAGAUAAAGAUUGUGUGCCUCCUAUUAGUGACACCAAUGUAGAUACUUCAUUCAAUUCUGGAGAGAGUGUGAUGGUUUUAAAAGAACCAGAAAUCCUUAGUUAUGAAAACUUUGAAGACCUCAAGGAAACUCCCCAAAACUUUGAGACAUCCAAGUCUAUUGUAUAUAAGAGUCCUCACAGUACAGUCUAUAAUGUAAAAGGAGCCAAACAUCCAGGCUCAGAUGCUUCUGCUUUUAAAUUACCUGAAUGCAAACCAUUUACUUCCAACAGUCUUAAUGCCAAUGCAUCCCAUCCUUCAGUUCUGAGGAAACAAUCUCUUCUUUUAGGUGGUACCAAAAGGUAUUCAUGUAGUCCCCCAGCUUUCCCACAAGCAAAAAAGCAGACCUUCACUGUUCAUGAGGAAAAAUCUACGGCAUCUACUUGUUCCCCAGGAACUUCUUCCCUGAAAGUUCUUCCCUCCAUUUUAACAUCCACAGUUAAUCUACAAGAGCCUUGGGAGAGAGGGAAAAUGACACCUCCUUUAUGCAAGUGUGGCAGAAGAUCUAAGCGGCUUAUUGUUUCUAAUAAUGGGCCAAACCAUGGGAAAGCCUUCUACUGUUGCCCUGUUGGGAAACACCAAGAUGACAGAAAAUGCUGUGGUUAUUUUAAAUGGGAACAAACACUUCAAAAGGAAAGAGCCAAUAGUAAAGCUCUAUCUCGUUCCUCAGAAGGACUCACUUUCAACUCUCCAGAAACAAGCCAUAUUUAUGAAAGAAAAUUAAGUUUUCCUAUUAAAAACUCUUUACAACUCAGGCCUUCAAUGAGAAAUUGAUACGUUGUCUUCUAAGUGAUCAUUUACUUCAAUGUAAGCUUUAUGUGACUUUCACACAGGAAAGAUGAAAUUACCAAGUUCAAGUUCUGAGGUGUCAGCAUACUUGGGACUACAGCUGCACUGGAGCAGUUCACGCAAACAAAAGGGAAAUAGAUUGCAUGACUUUCACUCUUGCCCAGUAGUUGUCUAUCAACUGUCCAUGGUCUGUUCCUUUAGGAAUCCUCAUUCCUUAAAUUCCCUAGCAUGCAUAUUUGGAUAAUGUCAUACAACUAUAUUUCAUAUAUUAACAUCUGCUGAAUUUAUCAAACUAUCAUGAACCACAAGGAAAAAAUACUUUUAUAAGCCAUAUUUAUUAGGUUAAAUUUACAAAGUAGCCAUAUCACAUGGCAGCUGUCUCUUAUAACUAGACCUUGAAGCAAAUUUCAAACUAUUUUUAAAUUACGUGAAUAAAAAUAUGACUAAUAAAACCUUCACUCAAUUUUUAGGUAAAUAUUCUAAGAAUUAGGACAAUUUUCUAAAAACAAGUUACUUAGGUUUUCAAAGCUUGAAGAUUUGUCUGAUUUGUAUACUAAUAUUAGAAUUAUUCAGUUAGGUUUUGAAAACCAGUGGGGCAGAUAUUUGGUUUAGAAACUGCUCCUCUAAACGUCUCAGCAAGCUGAUGACAUUCGUUUUAUGUUGCCAAAUUACACGAACAUUGGCAUAAAAGCAGAAUUCACUAUUUGACUUCAGAAUUCAGCCUCUGACGUCUUUACUACAAAAUACUGUAAAUCCAGCUGGGUGGUGGUGGCGCCCACCUUUAAUCCCAGCGCUUGGGAGGCAGAGGCAGGUGGAUCUUUGUUAUUUUGAGACCAGCCUGGUCUACAAAGUUACAUAGAGAAACCCUGUCUCGAAAAAACAAACAAAAUGCUUUAAAUCCAAUUCAGAAGCAAUCUGCCCAUAUAACCUGUGUUUCCUGCAGACUUAAACACUGCCUUGUUUAGAUAUUUGAGUGAUUAGUGGAUGAGUUAAGCAGUUUGCCAUUCUUUUUUUCUCAGUUCACUUCUUUUGACCUUUCCACUGACAGUCUUUGGCAACUCUUCGAUAAAUUCAACCUGUUGGCAUAAGGUGAGCAGGGAGUUAGUACAGCACUUCAAUUCAUGCCAAUUAUGUAAUAGCUCUUUUGACUUUUAGGUGAAAGGAUGGUUGAAGUUUUUCUUUACAUUUAAUAUGAGCUAAUUGACUUAUUUAUGUUAGGGGUUUCAGUUUAACCUCAAAUUUUGACCAUUAUCAUCAGUCUGUUUGCAACCUCUUGUGUAGCAUUUUUAAGGAGAAAGGUCAUUUAACAGGACAAAACAAAGAGCCAAAAAUUUUCCAAAGCACUAAACAAAUACCAUUGUAACAAGGAUGCCUACCUUUCUGGGAUAUUUGUAAGGUGCUGUAGUCUUUUUCACAUGCUCCUGAAUCUCCUUUUUCAGUUGUUCUUGAUCAUGUGACUUGUAAUCAGCAUUCAGAACAAUAAAAGCCUUUACUACCUAAAGUAAAUAUGUAAAACAUCA
Messenger RNA from Mesocricetus auratus (golden hamster), 3685 nucleotides. It is a transcript of the gene Eri2, whose product is annotated as ERI1 exoribonuclease family member 2. The coding region runs from base 90 to 2150 and encodes 686 amino acids. The transcript has 9 exons. The record is from RefSeq and is a predicted model, not a curated record. Gene Ontology annotation, molecular function: zinc ion binding; nucleic acid binding; 3'-5'-RNA exonuclease activity. Lineage: Eukaryota; Metazoa; Chordata; Mammalia; Rodentia; Cricetidae. Gene Ontology annotation, biological process: exonucleolytic trimming to generate mature 3'-end of 5.8S rRNA from tricistronic rRNA transcript (SSU-rRNA, 5.8S rRNA, LSU-rRNA).